Messenger RNA from Seminavis robusta, 1225 nucleotides. The record is from the annotation of a GenBank genome assembly. Lineage: Eukaryota; Bacillariophyta; Bacillariophyceae; Naviculales; Naviculaceae.
AACUCUGCCAAAAUUCCAGCACAACCAACAAUUGCUUAGUUGACCAAAGAAUUGCUCCACCAUGGCCAAUGCUGGAGCAGCCUUUGGGUUGGAGGAUGUGCCGGAUUUGCCUGAAGCACCCACGGAACAGCCCAAGUACAACCGGGAUUACCAUCGUCUCUUCGUCAAAUUCAUGAGCUGGCUGCACAAGAGGACAUACACCAAGGCGGCUCGCUUCCAACCUAGUGCUUUGGCCGGCAUCCAACCACACCACGUUGCCGACUACUUGAAAUGGCGUGCGUAUGACCUCGAGCAGAAUCCAACUUGCCGCUCCUCUACUCUUGAGCAAGACAAGAAGGCUAUAUCCUUCUACAUGCCCAUCAAGGGUGCCACAUGGAAUGGAACCUCCGGCAAUCCAACCAAGUCCGAUCCUGUGAACGAAGUGUCAAGGAAGUCAAGAAAGCGGAGACUCAACACCGCGGAAGAAGUCCUGUGCCACCAGGGAUUUGACGGAAAAGAGUAUCGGAGCUUUGAAUCGACCAUCCGUACAGCCUGCAUGUUGAAGCAGCAAGUCCAUCUCAUCACCAGGACGGACGACAUCUCCAAGUUGAAGUAUUCCGACUACAAGCCGCAUCCAGACUUCCCUUUUGCGCUCAGUUGCAAGGUGCAUUGGUCCAAGAAUAUUUCGGAAGAACGACAAUGCCCUGACCAAAUCAUUCUUGGGUCGAUGGAUACCGACUUUUGUGCUAUGCUCGGAUUGGCGAAUUACAUGGAGGCGUCCUUCAACUACGGGUAUGGCGCCGCUGGUCGGGAAGAUGCAUUCCUCUUUACUCCCGAAAGCGAUCCUAAGUUGGCUCCCAAGCACUGCAACGCAGCCUACCGCAACAUUCUCAAGGCUGUCUUUUUGUCGGCUCCAUUUCUGGCUGUGGCGCUCCUCAUUGCUGGUGUUCUUGGGAGUCACAGCAUUCGGAAGUUUGCUGCAACUCUGGCAAGAGGAUGGUUGACAUUCGAGGUCGCUGGAAGGCUCGCUUGUCUGGACGGGUUGUUGAUGCCUACAUUUCGCCUGAACAGCCCUGGAUCGACGCUCGUGUGCCGAAAAGCUUUGCAUGGGGGCUCCUAUUGCCUACAAGCUACACCCGGAUCAUGUGGUGCCAAGGACCAUGCUUCGCUUCACCUGGCUCUGCCUCUGUUGUGGGCUGCUCUUGACGAAUCUUGGGAGAGAGGAUGGAGCCUCCCUUCGUGUUAG